CUUGAACUUGAAUUGGUUUCUGUUAUCCUUCACACCCUGCUACCUACCUCCCGACGUCCCAAACAUUCUUCCUACGGUAUUGGACGGCGUCCAGCCAAUCGGUGAGUAAGUUAACUGCGUCUAAUGAAUCGGUACAAGGAAUUGGUCGCACCUUCUACGAUCCCAUCGCUGCAGAGGCGGACCUGCCAACGCACUGCAUCACAAGUCAUGUAAGAAGUUGGGUUGACUGAUUGCAUACAAACACGACAUGCCUCACUUACCUACUCUCUAAUCAUCGUUCAUGAUCGAAUCGACCCCCAGCGUUUCUACCAUUCUCAACGUUAUCCACAAAUUGACUUUCCCUCCUUCUCCGAAUCCUCCUCAAAAAUGGCCACGUAUACCGUCUACAUUGUCUCUUACACAUCAAUACCAAUAUUUCAUGAAGGAAUCUAUAUCGAGGAGAAAGCGGGUAAAGGAUGGCUGUACCACAUCAUCGGGGGACACGGCCCAGGGUGGCAGUACGAAAUGAAGCAACGCAACAACAUUGAGAAUUCCAAGCAAUACCAUGACAAGUAUGUGCAGGGCAAGAUCGCUCAAACCGACUUUCAAAAGGUGGACCAAGUCUGUCGAACCAUUCGCAUGCCACAGAAUGAAUACCGUGCGGGUGUCAGCUUUCAAAGAGACUGUCGGCAUUGGGUUCGGGAAGCCCUUACCGAACUGGAGAACCGAGGAUACUUCCGUCGUGAACGCUAAGAGUGAUCCUGCGAAGGAAAAAAGCCUUGGAUGGCGUUUUCCACCAUUGAACUCUAUCCAAUCUCUUGAGCCACCAUAGCGUACCAUGCGUAUUCGUUUGGAAACGUCUCCAGGAACUGAGGGAUCCAUCGAUACCAGUCGUCCUCGAACCAUGCAGCGAAUAUGGUCGACGCGUAUUCCCAGUAGGUCGGGUACCAGCCCGCAACCUCCCAGUCCAGAAUGACCACUUGGGUUUCGUCCCCCCUGCGGAUCAUAAUGUUUUUCUUUUGAAUAUCCCCAUGUGUCAGGACUGGUUGGUGGCCGACCAAGACCUCCGGGAAAACAAGGUUAUAAAACUCCGCCUUGUGCUUCAAUGCCUCCGAUGUGCGACAUUUCCUGACUAUUGCAGCAUUCAGAUCCGCUUCCGUGUCAAACGGGCCGUUGCAGUCUUGUUCGGGAGUCCAAAAGAUGUCGUCAAGAAGAGGUUUUUGGUCGAGACCACAAUAGCCCCCGGGCG
This is a messenger RNA of Exophiala dermatitidis NIH/UT8656, 1228 nucleotides long. RefSeq lists its product as uncharacterized. The coding region runs from base 367 to 732 and encodes 121 amino acids. Lineage: Eukaryota; Fungi; Ascomycota; Eurotiomycetes; Chaetothyriales; Herpotrichiellaceae. The record is from RefSeq and is a predicted model, not a curated record. The transcript has a single exon.